Messenger RNA from Metopolophium dirhodum (rose-grain aphid), 2055 nucleotides. RefSeq names its product membralin-like. The transcript has 12 exons. Gene Ontology annotation, biological process: response to endoplasmic reticulum stress; positive regulation of ERAD pathway. Gene Ontology annotation, cellular component: endoplasmic reticulum. Bases 1 to 1524 code for a protein of 507 amino acids. The record is from RefSeq and is a predicted model, not a curated record. NCBI's taxonomy places the organism in Eukaryota, Metazoa, Arthropoda, Insecta, Hemiptera, Aphididae.
AUGUCUGCCAACAAUAGCUUCCAGUUCAAUAUACGAGACAGCAUGUACUUCAGAUUCUCAACGAAAUACAUGCAAUUAUUUCCAAGAAAUGUAAGGAGAGUUAUAGAAUUUGUAUUUCUAUUUGAGGCAAUAUUAGUUUUGUAUACAUUUGUUAAUUUUCAUAUAAAGUUAUCGCAACCAGCUCAUUGUUUGGACCAUGUCAUAAAUAUUUGGCCCAAAAAUGGUAUACUGAGAGUGGAGAUAAUUCAAAAUUAUGAACGCUAUCCGGAACAAAAAGGCAAAAUAAACAAAUUCUUAACAGAAGAAAAUAUUUUUGAACGUGAAUACAGAUUAGAAAAUGUAUUAUACAAAAUAAAUGAGAAUUUUUCACUGUUCAAUGAUUUCAUUAAAACGUCUAACCCUGAGAAAAAAGAAGAAGUUUAUAUUGAACAUUCAACAGUAGAGUUAGUUGAAAAUAAAUUUCGAGAGACUAGCGCCCUAAAACCUCACUUAUACUCAGAACCAAUUACAAAUAACAUAAACGUUGAAGAUGAAAAAGAAAAACCGUCAGUUUCAUCACAAGUUCAUUCUACUGAGUGUCCAAAUAAUUUAUUUGGAAGUAUAUUGGGAGCCACUAGUUGUUCGUUAUACCAGUACACAAGUACCACAUUACCUCCGGACGUAAACAACAAAGGAAUAUAUUACGAGAAUCACAUUGUCGAAUAUUCAUUGAAUGAUGAAAACUUGUUUUUGUCGUCCGAAGCUAGACAAGGGUUAGAAAUUCCGGUAAUGCUUGUAACCCUAGACCCUACACAGAACAAAUGUUUUGGAAAUUCAUUAAAUCGGUACUUCUUAGAAAAUUACAUUGGCUAUGACGAAUUACUGUAUGCUUCUAUUAAAGCUGUGGCUAAAUUUGAAGAAAACAAAGGCUUUUUAAGAAAUUUCAUUACCUGGAAACAUUGCCCAAUUGCGGUGAAAACACAGAAAGAUAGAGCAUCAUACAUUUCUUCAAUUUUCAUUAUGAUAUCCACUACAUUUGUGAUUUCAUUGUACAUGAGGUACUUGAAUUAUCAACUAGUCGUUGCCCUCAGUUAUUUACUAAACCAUUUUAACGGGGAAGUUAACCUGGUUAAGUUUUAUGUGUGUUUUUUGGGUUUUUUGGGCCUAUCAUCAUUAAUAUGGUUAUAUUUCAAAGAUGUCGAUACAUUGUUUUACAUCAUGUUGAUCGUGGUAACGGCUGAAAUGUACUACGCAACAUUCAGCCAUAAUGAGACCACGAAAAAACAUUGGCCAAAGUUUUUCUAUCUGUACCUGUUUAUGUUCUAUGCUUACGACUAUCGGUUCAACGGCCAGUACAGAUCCUUGAGUCUCACCUGUUCAUGGUCUUUUAUACUGCACUCCAUGAUAUACUUUUAUCACCACAUCGAACUGCCAUACGUGGUGCGGCAAAUCGAACUGCAGGAGAUGUUUAGCCAGCGGCAACUGCAAUAUUUGAGGCAACAGGGCCGUCCACCCAGCCGUCGGGGAUUUCGUGCUGCACCCUGAAUGCUGUUGUGCGGUGGAGGUGACGGUGUGAUCUAUAGUUAUUAGUCAGGUCCAACAUUUCAGCCCGGAGAACGGACUGAAUUGCGGGCAGUUGGAUGUUUUUAUAUUAUAAUUUAAGUAUUAAGUGUUUGUGACUUUUCAAUAUUAUUUUAUAUGUAACGAUAAUAAUAGUUAUUUAAAAACUAUGAUUGUAACUUGCGACGAAAAAAGAUAUCACAUAAUAUGACCAAACAACUAUACUAUUAUACCGAGUGAUCCAUCGAAUGAAACACAUUCAUUGAUUCAAAAAAUAUUCGUUUUAUAUAAUUUUAAGUAUUAAGAAAAAUUUUUCUAGAAAUGUAUAUUAUAGUAUUUUAUUAACGUUAUUGUUUUUUAAUUAUAAUUUUUUUAAUAACAUGCAUUUUAAUUUUUAUAUUACAAAGCUCAAUAUUUUUUGGAGUACUUCCAUGUAUAAAAAUCAAAUUUUAGACUAGUAUAGUUUAUGAGUUAUAACUUAUUAGACAUACGCAUGUUUAAAAUUUAUACGAUGAA